This is a messenger RNA of Closterium sp. NIES-65, 5127 nucleotides long. The record is from the annotation of a GenBank genome assembly. NCBI's taxonomy places the organism in Eukaryota, Viridiplantae, Streptophyta, Zygnematophyceae, Desmidiales, Closteriaceae.
AUGGUUCCUGGGCUAGGCAUUCUACCAGCCGUUCGCUCCACGUGUGUCGGCGCCACACCCUCCAGUCGCGGCGUUUGUGACCUUUCUAAUCCAGUCAGGUCGUCGACAUGGGAGCGGACCCCAGCCCGCGCUACGCCCCUCCGGAUCCCACGCUGCCCGCCCCUUGGCGGGGCCUGGUUGACGGCUCUACAGCACGUCAACGGCGCGGCAGCGUCUUCCGAUGAUGUUGUGGCGUACAAGCGAAAACACGAGAUUACCGUCGUGGGAUCGAACAUACCGCCGUUUCUAACCUUCGAGGCUGCCAAUUUCCCUUCUGACAUCUACCGCGAGCUCAAGGCGGCGGGGUUCCCCACGCCCACGCCGAUCCAAGCGCAGUCAUGGCCCAUAGCGCUCUCAGGCUCGGACGUGGUUGCCGUGGCUAAGACAGGCUCGGGAAAGACGAUCGGGUACCUGCUGCCCGGGUUCGUGCACCUGCAGCAGCGGCGCAACAACAGCCGCCAGGGACCGACGGUGCUGGUGCUGGCGCCCACGCGCGAGCUGGCCACGCAGAUCCACGCGGAGGCGGUUAAGUUCGGUCGGUCGUCGCGCAUCAGCAGCACGUGCGUGUACGGUGGCGCGCCCAAGAACCCGCAGCUGCGCGAGCUGCAGUACGGAGCGGACAUUGUCAUCGCCACGCCAGGCCGCCUCAAUGACUUCCUCGAGGCCAACCAGAUCAGCCUGCGCCAGGUGUCCUACCUGGUGUUGGACGAGGCGGAUCGCAUGCUGGACAUGGGAUUCGAGCCGCAGAUCCGCAAGAUAGUGGCGCGCGUGCCCGGGCGGCACCAGACGCUCAUGUACACGGCCACGUGGCCGCGCGAGGUGCGGCGCAUCGCAGAGGACCUGCUCUCCUCGCCCGUGCACGUCACCAUCGGCAGCACCGACCAGCUCGUUGCUAACAAGUCCAUCACCCAGAUCAUUGAGCUGCCAGCGCCUUACGAGAAGCAGCGUCGGCUGGAGCAGAUCCUGCGCUCGCUCCCCCGCGGCUCCAAGGCCAUAGUCUUCUGCUCCACCAAGCGCAUGUGUGACCAGCUCUCACGCUCCCUCGACCGCAGCUUCGGCGCCGCAGCCAUUCACGGGGACAAGUCCCAGCCCGAGCGCGACCACACUCUGGCCCAGUUCCGCUCCGGCGCCAUGCCCACCCUGGUUGCUACUGACGUUGCCGCGCGCGGGCUCGACGUGAAGGACAUUCGGUGCGUGAUCAACUAUGACUUCCCCACGGGUGUGGAGGAUUAUGUUCACCGGAUUGGGCGGACGGGGCGGGCCGGGGCGACGGGGACGGCGUACACGUUUUUCGGGCCGCAGGACGGGAAGUAUGCGAGGGAGUUGAUCAAGGUGUUGGAAGGGGCGCAGCAGGUGGUUCCUCCGGAGCUGCAGCAGAUGGCUGCUAGUGCCGGGCCGGGCCGAGGGAUGUCCAGAUGGGGCGGUGGAGGAGGAGGGAGGUCUGGGGGAGGGUAUGGUGGCGGUGGUGGGUAUGGCGGUGGUGGUGGUGGGUAUGGUGGUGGUGGGGGUGGGUACGGAGGAGGGGGGGGUUAUGGAGGGACCGUGGGGGCAGCGGCCGGCAUGACGACAGGGACAGGGAUCGCGACCGCGAUGCCGAUCGCUACCAAAGCAGGAGAACCCGCAGCCGCAGCCGCAGUCCCAGCCGUAGCCGCGGCCGCAGCAGGAGCAGGAGCCGCAGCAGGAGCCCUCGGAGAAAAAGCAGGGAGACAGCCCGCCGCGGCUCUCGCAGCCGCAGCCGAUCCCGCUCCCCCCGCCGCCGCACCAGAAGCAAGUCCCGCACGCCGCCCAGCAGAAGCCGCCGCAGCAGCCGCAGCCCGCCGCCCGCCCGUAAGCGCCACAGCCGCAGCCGCAGCAAGAGCAGGAGCCCGGAGGCCCGGCGGCGCCGAACCUACAGCCGGAGCAAGUCCCCUGGAGGCAUGGAUUGAACUGGGGGUGAACCGACACGUGGUGGCUUGCUGGCUGUCACCCGCAGCGCCACAGCCGGUGCGUCGCUCUUCGCUGUCCCAUGCCCUCGGGACCGCCGCGCAGCCUCCCGCGCCUUCCCCGCCCUCCGCCGAGUUCGCGCCUGCUGCUACCUCCGCCGUCGCCAGCGCCCCUACCGCCUCUUCGAAAUUGUCGCGCAAGUCUGGUCGGUGGGACUUCUUUCGCUGGGCGGACGAGGAAGAGGACGAGUUGAAUGAAGCGGAGGAGGUUGAUGGGGAGGGGGAGGAAGCGGAGGAGGAAGUGAAAAACGGAAGGCCGGGGGAGGAAGGGAAGGAGGAGUGUGAGGACUUUCUAUGCGCGAGUCCCGCCGCCAUUCGCGGCAGCGAGCUGCGAUGGGGUCGCGAGAGCGAGCGCAUGAGCGCCAGCUUCAGCGGUGCCGAUCGCGGCGGCAGCAGGAUGGCGGUGACUGCGACUCGAAGCGACAGCAGCGCUGGCGUCGGCGGAGCCAUUUGCGGCGUCGAUCGCGGCGGUGCGCACAGCGGUGCCGCGGAGCCGUAUACCCUAUUGGAGUUCCCCCCGAGGGGGAAGAGCGGAAUCAGCGCGGCCGCGCCUCUCCCCGUCUCUCCGCCCGCCCGCCCGCCCGUCCUUGCUCUCCUCUCCGCUGCCCGCGCGGGGCUGGCGGCGGGCGCGCAGCCGGUCUCUGCGCACGGGGGCCUGGGCGGAGCAUACAUCUUCCGCGACGAGUCUUGCGCCAACCUUGCGAUCGUGAAACCCGCGGACGAGGAACCGCUUGCGCCUAACAACCCCAACGGGUACGUGGGGCGCGCGCUGGGGCAGCCGGGGCUGAAGCGGAGCAUCCGCGUGGGGGAGGCGGCGGGGCGGGAGGUGGCGGCGUACGUGCUGGACCAUGGCGGGUUCGCGGGCGUGCCGUGCACCGCGCUCGUGUGGGCCGCGCACCCCGUGUUCCACGUCAAUGCUCCGCCGCCCCUUCCGCCGCAGCAGCAGCAGCGGGGGCACCACCAGCAGCGGGAGCCGGCGCAGGCGCGGGAUGGGGAGCAGGCGGCGGCGGAAGCGGAAGCGGAAGCGGGCGCGCAGUUGCGGCUGUGUUCGAUGCAGCGGUUCGAGGAGCACGACUUCGACGCGAGCGAGCACGGCACGUCGCGCUUCCCUGUUUCCGCCGUGCACCGCAUGGGCAUCCUCGACGUGCGCCUUCUCAACACGGACCGCCACUCGGGGAACAUCCUCGUGAAACGGCUCGGCGGCUCGGAGGGCGAGGAGGAGAAGCGCGGGGGGAGGCGGAGUAGUUCCGCGCACGCGCACGCACUCCUGCGCGCGGAGGAUGACGUGCGGCUGAUCCCCAUCGACCACGGGUUCUGCUUGCCUGAGACGCUGGAGUCGGCCUAUUUUGAGUGGCUGCACUGGCCGCAGGCUUCUCUGCCCUUCUCCCCCGACGAGCUCGAGUACAUAGCCGCGCUAGACGCCGCGCGGGACGCGCAGCUGCUGCGCGCGCACCUCCCCGCCAUCCGCGCGGGCUGCCUGCGCGUGCUCGCGGUCACCACGACGCUGCUGCAGCGCGCGGCGGCGGCGGGGAUGACUCUGGCGGGGAUAGGCGCGCUGAUGACGCGCGAGGUGCAGGGGCGGGAGGAGCGCCCGAGCGACCUGGAGGUGGCGUGCUGGGAGGCGCUGCAGGCGGUGGCGCAGGGGGGAUACAGGAAAGGGGAAGGGGAGGGGGAGGGGGAGGGGGAUGGGGAGAGGGAGUGGGAAAGGGAGGGGGAGGGGAUGUGGAGGGUGGAGAGUGAGAGUGAGGAUGGGGUGGAGGGGGGGAUUGUUGAGGAAAGGGACGAGGAUGAGGAGACCAGUGAGGAGGGCAGUGAGGAGGGGAGUGAUGAUGGGAGUGAAGAAGGAGAAGAUGCGUGGGAGUGUCCUAGCUGGGCUGUGGGCGGUGAUAGCUAUGCUGCUUCUUCUGCCAGUGGUGCUGGUGCUGGUGAAGACACCAGCACAUGUGCCGCUCUCAGUGGCAGCAACAGCAGCAGCAGCAGCAGCAGCAGCAGUGUACCGCCGGUGCUGUUUGCCCCCAUCAAGGCAGGAUGGCGAUGGGCGGACGCUGCUGAUGAGGAGGACGAGGAGGAGGAUGCGGCGGUUGACUGUGCUGGUGCUGGUGGCCUUGCUGCUGCUGCUGCUGCUGCUGCUGCUGCUAGCGGUGGUGAUGCUGAUGCGGAUGUGAGGAGUCCCCAUGGCGAGCACGCACCACUGCUUGACAUCCUCCGCCUUGCUCCAGGCGACGCUAGCAGCCCCAUUCUCCCUGCCAUCCCUACUGGCUCUUCCUGCCCUGCCACCCCUGCCACCCCUGCCAACCCUCCCACCUCUGCCAACCCUCCCACCCCUGCCAACCCUCCCACCCCUGCCAACCCUGCCGGGCCUGCCGGUCCUGCCGUUCCUGCCAUCUCUGCUGCAAUCCCUCCUGUCCCGGCUGUGUGCUCCCAGGAUUCCAUCCAAUCCGCCCUGUGCAAUCGCUUCGCACCCACCAGCAAGACCCCGCUGCCGUCUCUGCCAUCCCUGCCGUCUCUGCCGUCUCUGCCAUCCCUGCCGUCUCUGCCGUCUCUGCCAUCCCUGCCGUCUCUGCCGUCUCUCCCUGCGUUCCCGUCUGCGCUCUCGUCUCUCCCGGCGCUAGAGCUCUCGCCGUACCUCUCGCCCCUCUCCCUGGCCGCGCCUGGCGGCAGCUGUGACUCGCUGCUGCUGGUGGCUCACACCGAUGCCACUGCAGCAGCAGGGGAUGUGGACCAAGGGUCGAUUGGGCAGGUGCAGGAGCAGGGGCAGCAAGGGCAGGUGCUGUCACUGUCUGCUUCUUUCCCUGCGCUGCCUGCAACAGCGGACUAUCCCGGCUGUGGCGUUUCCGACACGGGCCGGGGAGGAGGGCGCUCGGGAGGAAUGGCAGGAGCAGGGGGAGGGAAACCAGGGAGGGCAGGGGCAUGGAUGGAAGCAGCAGCAGGAGCAGGCGGACUAGCAGCAGGAGGAGCGGCAGCAGGGGGAGCGGGAGGAGCAAGGGAGGAAGGGCCUGGGGAGUGGGUGGAUCUGGGGGAGGUGAGGGAGGAGGCGUGGGGGGAGUUCAUGUGCGUGCUGGUGGGGAUACUGGACGAGCUUAUAGCUCAGCGCCCCGAGUCAUGA